AUGAGGGACAUUACAGUGAAGGUGAAUUGCUACCAUUCAGGCAAAUUCAAAACCGUGGAUGGAAAGCUUAUUUAUGCAGAUGGAAAAGUCGAGGUAUUAGAAGUAGAUGGAGUUACAAUCUUUGAAGGCGUGGUGUUUCAAAUGGUGCACCAAACAGAGUUGAGGAAUAUGUGGUGUAAGUUACCUUAUGAAGACCUAGAAGAUAGGAAGUCUUUAUCGGAUAAUAUUGAUCAAGGUAAGAAGAAAUUGGCAACUGGGGGCUGUUGGAUGAGAGAAAUAGAUUUCUACAUUGAAAAUAUAGGUGAAGAUGAGAGAAUCAAUGAAGAUGAAGUGAAUGUGGAGCAGGAAAAUGUAGUGCUCGAAGAAGAAGAGAGAAUGAUUGGCCAAGGAGCUAACGAGGAGGAGAGAAUCAUUGAGAAAAGAGAGCAUGAGAACGAAGCGAAUACUGUUAAUGAAGAAGCAGGAGAGCAUGGGUUCGAAGAAGAUGGAGAUGAUGCAGAUUAUGAGGAAAGUGGUAAUGUGUCAGAAAGUGAAGAUGAUAGUUGGUCCGACUUGAGAGCCUUAGAUGAUGAAAGCGAUGAGAAUGAUGAGGCUGUCGAGGAGGAUAUUGAUGUGAUAAACAACAACUAUGAUGAUGAGAUUCCUGAUGAAGAUGAAGUGUAUCCGAAUACUGAAGCAUCAUCAGAUGAGGAAGAGGAACAAGCUGAAAGGAUGGCUCGAGCAGAGUUAUUAGAUGGUGUACUCAGCUUAAGAGAGACAUUUUCCAGUGGAGAAGAGUUCAAGAAACAAGUGAUCUCUUACAUCUUGAAGACUAGACGAAAUUUGGUGUAUGAUAGAUGGGAGAAAACAAAAAUUGGGGCUCGUUGCAAUGGAAAGGGUUGUCCUUGGCGUAUCUACUGCUCCGUAGAGAAACCACUUAACCAGUGGAUGGUGAAAAUGUAUGAAAACAAGCAUACUUGUCACCCAACUAGUCGGUGCAAGACUAUAAAGGCUCCAGUGAUUGCUGAUUUGAUGUUAGAAGCGAUGAGAAAAAAUCCAGAUAUGAGUGGACCGAUGAUCCAAGAAGAGAUGAGGAACCGCUACAACAUUAUCAUCACUGUUCCACAGUCGCAAAAUGCAAGGAGAAUGACACUUGAUAAGCUUCAAGCUGAGUGUAAUGAGCAAUUUUCAAGGCUGAGAGACUAUGUAGUGGAGCUCAAACGGUCAAACAUUGGUACGAUUACAGAGAUCAACACCACUAGGAAUUUAAACGGAGGUCACGUUUUUAGCAGCUUCUAUGUUUGCUUUGACGCAUUGAGGAUUGCAUGGAAGCAGAAUUGCAGACCCAUAAUUGGGUUGGAUGGAACCUUCCUCAAACAUUCAUUGCAGGGAAUGCUCUUGACAGCUAUAGGAAGAGACCCAAACAACCAGGUUUUCCCAAUAGCAUGGGGUGUGGUAUCUGGUGAAAGAAAUGAUAAUUGGCAGUGGUUUAUUCACAGAUUGAAAGAGGACUUGGCGCUGGGAUUAGGUGAGCAGACUACCAUUAUUUCAGAUAUGUAUAGAGGGUUGAUCCAUGGCGUGGCAGUUGAGCUACCAAGAGCAGAACAUAGAGUUUGUGCAAGGCACGUUUACUCAAACCUCAAGAAGAAUCACAAGUCUUGUGAGGAGCUGUUGAAGAAGGAUCAUCGCACUUGGUGUAGGGCUUUCUUCAGAGCUGGUGCUUGUUGUUCCGACACACAUAACAACUUAACCGAGUCUUUUAAUAGAACCUUGAAGAUUGCAAGGAAGAAGCCCUUUGUGCAGAUGAUGGAGUUGAUUAGAAGAGACACAAUGAAAAGGAUUGCAAUCAGAUUUAAGACUGCUGAUAGGGAGGUUGGGACAUACACACCAAAAGAAAGAAAAGAGAUUGCAAAGGCAUGUGAUGAAGCACAUAACUGUUAUUCAGUGGGUAGUACUGAUGGUGAAUUCGAGAUUGUCCGGGACCUGAAUGGUUAUUCUGUGAAGAUGAAUCUGCAAACUUGUGAUUGUCGAAAGUGGGACUUGACUGGGAUACCUUGUUGUCACGCUGUGUGCGCAAUCAGAGAGAAUGGUAUGGAAGUUGAAGAUUUUAUUGCAGAUUAUUACCUGACAUCUAAGUGGCAAGACGUGUAUAUGCAUGGAUUGCGGCAUAUAAAUGGACCAAAGUUUUGGACAUUUUCUGAUGGGGAUUGA
This is a messenger RNA of Brassica oleracea var. oleracea, 2190 nucleotides long. RefSeq lists its product as uncharacterized. The transcript has 3 exons. NCBI's taxonomy places the organism in Eukaryota, Viridiplantae, Streptophyta, Magnoliopsida, Brassicales, Brassicaceae. Bases 1 to 2190 code for a protein of 729 amino acids. Gene Ontology annotation, molecular function: zinc ion binding. The record is from RefSeq and is a predicted model, not a curated record.